UGGCGGAAUACCCAUAAUUUGUAAUUUGUUGUCCUUCACAUAUGUUUGGUGCAUUUAUGCAAUGGUCAAUGUGGACGUAGAAUACUGUGGAGCCUGUAACUUUUCGCUGCAGUGCCAGCUGCUGCGGCAGUUUCUGGUGGAUGCGGCGCCGGGCGUGCAGGUGUCCUGCCGUCAGGGACGACGCGGCUCCUUUGAGGUGACCAUAGACGAUCAGCUGGUGCACUCCAAGCUGGCCAGCUUGGCCUUUCCGCAGCAUCAGAGCGUGCUCGACCAGGUGCAGCGGGCGGAGCGCGGCGAGCCACUCGAAUCAGUGCAGGCGGCGCCCAUCAAGGAUUGCACAGUGAUGUAGCUUGAGAAGAAUGCGGAGCAAAUUAAUUUUUAGAGACAUAUAUGUUUAUUUUAUUAUAAAAAUAAUCAGCUGAAGGACAACUCAAUAAAGAUGGUUUAGCGUCUAUAGCGAUAUCGCUUGAAGUGGAACCACAGCUGAAA
This is a messenger RNA of Drosophila montana, 489 nucleotides long. Its product is annotated as migration and invasion enhancer 1. Bases 62 to 349 code for a protein of 95 amino acids. NCBI's taxonomy places the organism in Eukaryota, Metazoa, Arthropoda, Insecta, Diptera, Drosophilidae. The record is from RefSeq and is a predicted model, not a curated record. Gene Ontology annotation, biological process: negative regulation of apoptotic process; positive regulation of filopodium assembly. The transcript has 2 exons. Gene Ontology annotation, cellular component: cytosol.